AUGCAAUUGGCUUCGGACUUCCGACAUGCCUACAGCAUCGCUUCAGGUCCCGCGCUUGCUGCGGUCCUAACACCGAUUGCAACUGCCAGCAACCCGCAGCGACUGAGAUCCUUUUACGAAUUCACAAAUGCGCAAUACCUGACCAAGGAUCUUCAAUCAACAUUAUUUCACGGAAAGAGUAUAAGAGUCUCCAAGUCUGAACAAGCUGCUUGGGUAGACAUUUUCGCGGCAUACUGGGAAGCAGUCGGGGAGGUGUUGAAGUACGAGGAAAGGUACCCUGGGGCCAGCGCGGUUGAUAUUUUUAUCGCAUGGAAAAAGGUGUCCAAUGCUCUGAUCAAGGGCUACGCUGGAUCAAAUGGUCUAAAAGCAUGGACAUUGCCCUGUUUAUACACGGUCGGCAAGUUCCUGCGAACCUUUGCGAUCAAAGCGGACUUGGAGGUCGCGGCUCGGGGAUCCACGGAAUAUGGCUUCCAGGAUGACCUUGCGGUUGACGUUGAGAAGAAUGCCAACUUGGAGGAGGCUGCUCGCAUUAUCAAUCGGAUGUUCACCCUCUGUCUGAGCGAUCGUGCGCCGAUUGAGGACUCUAGAAAAUGGGGCAUCUACGAGACCACAAAUCUCCUCUUCAAGACAUACUUCAAGAUCAACUCUGUCGGUCUCACGAAGAACUUGCUUCGGGCAAUCAAUGCGCAAUCCCACGAGUUGCCUUCUCUUGACGCAUUCCCUAAGUCGCACAUUGUUACCUUCGAAUAUUACCUUGGAGUUAUUCACUUCCUCGACGAACAGUAUAGCAAGGCCGAGGAGCACCUGACCACCGCUUGGCAGAUGUGCCAUCGUGAUGCUCACAAGAAUAGAGAGCUGAUUCUCACAUACCUAAUCCCAUGUCACAUGGUCACGACUCACACCCUUCCCAGUAGGCAAUUACUUGCCCCUUUUCCGCGCUUAGAGCAGCUAUUCAGACCCUUGUCCAACUGUAUCCGCAGAGGCGACCUCGUGGGGUUCGAUCAGGCGAUGGCCGCUGGGGAAGCUGAGUUCGUGAAGCGACGGAUCUAUCUUCCGUUGGAACGGGGCCGCGAUAUUGCGCUGCGCAAUCUAUUCCGAAAGGUCUUCAUUGCUGGUGGAUACGAAGAGCCGAAGGAUGGUCAGCCUGCGAUCCGGCGCACCCGUAUACCGGUGUUUGAAUUCGCGGCAGCAUUGAGAAUUGGUACUCACGCGACGAGUCGCAUGGGUGUAGACAUCGACGAGGUCGAAUGUCUGUUGGCUAAUCUCAUUUAUAAGGGCCUGAUGAAGGGCUACAUUGCACGAGAACGCGGCAUGGUAGUCUUGAGUAAGAAUAAUACCGCGUUUCCCGGCACGGGCGUCUAG
Penicillium diatomitis is the source of this 1362-nucleotide messenger RNA. RefSeq names its product protein csn12 (gene csn12). The transcript is spliced from 6 exons. Gene Ontology annotation, biological process: transcription elongation by RNA polymerase II; poly(A)+ mRNA export from nucleus; post-transcriptional tethering of RNA polymerase II gene DNA at nuclear periphery. Gene Ontology annotation, cellular component: transcription export complex 2. The record is from RefSeq and is a predicted model, not a curated record. The coding region runs from base 1 to 1362 and encodes 453 amino acids. Gene Ontology annotation, molecular function: double-stranded DNA binding; RNA binding. Lineage: Eukaryota; Fungi; Ascomycota; Eurotiomycetes; Eurotiales; Aspergillaceae.